AUGGCACUGCGUCCUUCCACUGCUCCUCUGCGUGUCCCGUUGCCGUCUCCUCCAGAGUCCUCUCUUCCUACUCUUGCUGACCCGGAGUCAGACUCUCUUCAUGCUGCCAGUCCUACUGUCACGCGUCUCCUGGCUACUGUUGUCACUAACCCUUCCUUUGAGUCCACUGCUACGUCUGCCUUAGUUGCUGAGCUUGUCAACUUUGCUGCUCGUUGUUGUCUAGACUACGCUGCUAGUCUUGUUGCUGAGUCUGAGUCUGUCUGUCCUUCGUCCGUCGGGGGUGAGUGUGCUCUUAGCAUUUACGUCCUUGAGGACAGGCAGGAGGAGUUCCAGUGUUUUGCUGCUGCUUUGCCUCAUCUCGUGUCCACGCUGAUUGCCCUGAGGGAGACCCGGAUGCACCAGACAUCCCGACUCCUCGAUCGCAUCUACGUCGACGAGGUUCCCCCAUAUGGGGCGAACAUCGUCAGUGCCAUGUGGAUUUUCUGGGUGAAGCGGCCGCCGGGUUCUCUGCCUGUCUUCAAGGCGCAGUUACGUGGCUCGAGGCUUCACAUGCACGAGGAGAUCUGGCUGCGCCGCCCACCUGGCUUGACUGGGUCGUUCCCCCCUGGUACCCGGUGGAGCCUCCAGCGGCCAGUCUACGGUCUCCGCCAGGCGCCCCGUGAGUGGCAUGACACACUGAGGACUACACUUGCGGCUCUUGGGUUUGCUCCUUCUACAGCCGACCCGUCGCUGUUUCUGCGCACCGACACCUCUUUGCCGCCGUUCUACAUCCUCGUGUAUGUCGAUGACUUGGUCUUUGCCACUGCUGACACUGCUGGACUCGCCUACGUGAAGGCCGAGCUGCAGAAGAGACACACGUGCACAGACCUGGGUGAACUGCGCAGCUACCUUGGCUUGCAGAUCACCUGGGACAGAGCACAGCGCACCAUUACCCUGACUCAGUCACACAUGGUGCAGCUGGUCCUUCAGCGCUUCGACUUCACGUACUCCUCGCCUCAGGCCACUCCUUUGUCUACUCGCCACUCGCUCUCAGCUCUGCCUUCGGAUGAGUCCAUAGAGCCGAGUGGCCCAUACCCAGAGCUUGUUGGGUGCCUCAUGUACCUGAUGACUUGCACACGACCUGACCUAGCAUACCCUCUUAGCAUCUUGGCAUGCUAUGUGGCUCCUGGGAGACACCGACCAGAGCACAUGGCUACAGCAAAGAGGGUGUUGCGCUACUUGUGCAGUAUGUCGGGCAUGGGGCUAGUGCUUGGAGGGCGACGUCCAGGUGGUCCUCACAGCCGUGAGGCCAAGAUCUACGCAGGGGCCAUGGCUGCAUAG
Molecule: messenger RNA, 1320 nt
Organism: Closterium sp. NIES-65
Lineage: Eukaryota; Viridiplantae; Streptophyta; Zygnematophyceae; Desmidiales; Closteriaceae
Source: the annotation of a GenBank genome assembly